Molecule: messenger RNA, 1335 nt
Organism: Trichoderma breve
Lineage: Eukaryota; Fungi; Ascomycota; Sordariomycetes; Hypocreales; Hypocreaceae
Exons: 2
Coding region: 1-1335 (444 amino acids)
Biological process (GO): regulation of transcription by RNA polymerase II
Cellular component (GO): nucleus
Source: RefSeq, a predicted model, not a curated record
AUGAUCUGGUCAGGAAGCGGAGCUGACGAGAACCUUGUCGAAAACAUUCAUACCAGAAUUUUCAGGCCAUCAUCCCGCUCUGCGCGACCUCGAACUAAUCCAAGCAUCGAUAGCCGGCCCAGCAAUUCGUCACAGGCCGUGGGAAUCACAAGCCAACGGCCAGCUGCCGCUCUUUGCUCCAGAGGCCGCACUCCGAGGGCAGUGACUGCUUCCAUCUCGACUGCAGCGCCACCCUCGACCUCAUCAUCGCUCCGGCGCAUCGCACAGCUUAAAGGCUUGUGCCGCCAGCACCCAAAACUGCGCCUGGGGUACAUCUCCGACUUGCAGGCCACCAUGAGCGUCGCAUACGAGCCUCGGUCCUUUAUCCAUGAGGGCGCAUAUCCCCCCAUAGGCGACGAGCACGACCACGUUGCCGAGCAGCGUUAUACCGACUCCGAUGUUGCCGAGCACCUCAGCCAUUAUACCGCAGAAGCCUCUCUGCUACCGGACGACAGAGGCGUCAUUGGAGACGAAAGAGAUAUUCUAGCAGACGACGAUGCCGUCGUUCCGGAAGCGUCUCAGCUCGACCUAGGAGCACCAGAAUUCUCAUCGCCUCUUCAAGUUGCGCUGCAUGCGCCGCCACUCCCAGAUCCCAUACCGGAAAACAAGGAGCCUCCACGAAGUGACAUAUCUUCUCCGUCAUCGCGGCUAAAACAAAUUCCCAAGCCCGAGCGUGAGGUUCACAAGAAGUCAGACGGCAAGUUUCACUGCCCACUAGAUGACUGUAAGGAGGAUAUUCGAGCAUUCUCUCGCAAGUGCGAAUGGAACAAACAUAUGGACAAGCACGAACGUCCCUACCGUUGCCCGGCCGAAGGUUGUGAGAAUUUACCUGGGUUUACAUAUUCCGGCGGCCUUCUCCGACAUGAGCGAGAAGUUCAUGGGAAGCACGGCGGUCCCAAGAACACUGUCAACUGCCCCCACCCCAACUGCAAGCGACAUACUGGCAAGGGCUUUUCUCGGCAGGAGAAUCUUAACGAGCAUCUUCGACGAGUACAUACCAACAUGGACACCUCUGCCUCUCCAAUCGAAAUCGUUGCUUCCCCAGAAGACGAUGAGAGCGAGAAGUCUGGGUCGAAGCGCAAACGCCGUCUGAGCAGCCAGGGCAUAGAUGAACUGUCCGACCUUCGAGACGAAAUCAAGCGGGUGCGAGAGGAGAACGAAAAGCUCAAGUCCGAGAUGGAUCAACAAUCACAGCACUCUCUAGCCAUGAUGGCACAGAUUGCAGAGCUGCAAGACGCCUUACGUCACAGCCUCAAUCCUCAUGGGCUUGGAGCCCCAACAGCACAGAUGAUCUAG